Mesocricetus auratus (golden hamster) is the source of this 1742-nucleotide messenger RNA. Its product is annotated as putative ankyrin repeat domain-containing protein 19. Lineage: Eukaryota; Metazoa; Chordata; Mammalia; Rodentia; Cricetidae. Gene Ontology annotation, molecular function: protein binding. The record is from RefSeq and is a predicted model, not a curated record. The coding region runs from base 246 to 1451 and encodes 401 amino acids. The transcript has 10 exons.
CCGCACACGUGCACAGCUCGCAUUCUGCACACCGUCCACCAGCAUGGCUUGAUAGAAACCGUCCUAUCAACUGUCUCUUCAGUUGGUAGACAGUAAACCAGGGACUGAUUUGAGAGGACGCUGGGAAGACUUGACUAGUCUAAGACAAAUGAUAAUAUUUGGAUCAGGAGGGGUGGGCUUAUAAUUUGAUACGACAUGGAGAUACUGGCGCGGGUAACGGUUGACUUGCUAUAACCGUGCCUGAGAUGGGAGGAAAGUACAGCCGAGAGGAAGGGAGGUGGCCUGGGUGUUGCCAAUGCUACUCUAGGCUCUGUAGAGAACAAAAAGAGAGUGUUGAAAAGAUGCCCUUGGGUUUCUGUGAUAUCAAGGCACACAACUUGUGCUUUGGUACUCAGAAUCCUGCGUAUUUAGACGUGCCAUACUUUCCUGACAAUGAUCUGCACAUGGCAGUCUGUGCGGGAGACUUAUCUUUUGUGCGGCAGUACACUCUAGGGAAGUACGAAGUCAAUCACAGAGACGAGGAGAAUAGGAAUGCCUUGCACUUUGCCUGUUUCUAUGGACAUCUAGAAAUGGUGAAUUACCUCUGGAGGCGUGGGUGUGAGAUUAAUGUGUGUGACAACCAUAAUAUCACACCUCUGAUGAAGGCUGUCCAGAGCUGGGAAGAGGAAAUCGUGUGCUAUCUGCUAGAGCGUCAUGCUAACGUGCAUAUUAAAGACAACAGUGGUAACACUGCUCUCCACUAUGCAGUGUAUGGCGGGGAGCCAGCAAUGGCUGCCAGGCUUCUACAGUAUGGAGCAAAUAUUGAGGAAAGAACGAAAGAUAACCUCACACCACUAUUGCUUGCUCUGAGGGAAAACAGACUGAAUAUGGCACAAUUUUUAGUAAAAAUGGAAGCAAGUGUACAUGCAGUUGAUUCUCACGGAAGAAAUUCUCUAAUGUAUGCCGUAAGAUGUGAUUCAUCAGUUAUGGUCAACCUUCUUCUUCAACAAGGUGUUGACAUAAAUUUUAAAGAUUCUUUUGGAUGGACUGCUUUACGUUAUGCUAUUGAAGGUGAUCGGGAGGUGCGGACAGUACUUUUGAAGUAUGAGCAUAACCUAAUACAAAGCUUAAGAGAGAACAACUCAGCACGUCAGAGUUCUGAAAACAACUCUUCAAUCAGGCCUACCAACGAAGCUGGUGCUGGAACGUCCUCACCUACAGCCAACAAGAAUAUGAUUGAAAUGCAAGACCCACUUAAAAGCAAUGAAGCAGGAGUGAAGAAGACAGAAACAUGUAAACCAGCAAAUGAAAUCCCAGAACUAGCACCUGCUUCCUCCGCACCGGUCUCCUUCCCUCGCCCCUUUGUCUGUGGCCAUCAGCUGACAUUAGAAGACACGGAAAGAGAAGUCAGGCCAGAGUGCCAGACUGUAUGCCAGGCACGGCUUUGCUCAUCUGCUGUGGCACAGAUCUGAAGAGCCUUUCAUUCCUGCCAUGAAGACGUUUUACACUACACUGGCUGAAAACACGUGAGACAGUCUGCAAAUGAAAAACGGUUAUUUUCCUCAUUUGAAAAUCACUGAAAAAGGGAAGAGUCAGAGGAAAACCUGGCAGGCAUUUGCGCUUCAAAAGGCUUUUUGUGCAAGAGCACCACCCAAUCACAAGCCUGGGUUCAGAUCUAUGCCAGCCAAGGACUAUGAUUUCCUCUGCCAUGGCAGGUCUUCUUGCACCUGGUUAUACUAAGUACAUUAAAGUGCAGUAUAAAA